Fusarium oxysporum Fo47 is the source of this 1283-nucleotide messenger RNA. RefSeq lists its product as uncharacterized. Bases 183 to 1187 code for a protein of 334 amino acids. The record is from RefSeq and is a predicted model, not a curated record. NCBI's taxonomy places the organism in Eukaryota, Fungi, Ascomycota, Sordariomycetes, Hypocreales, Nectriaceae. The transcript has a single exon.
UGUCACACUGCUGCCUCGUACAGAGGACUAUCGACAACACAACAUAACCGAGAUUACGUGAACGACCAUAUUUCUACUCCCAACUUUUUCGAGCAACGACUGUCAUACACCAAAUUAAAGCCUCUUCGACAAACCUCUACCUAUUUUAACCUGUCCGACAUCGGCCUUGCUCCAUCACCACCAUGAAGGGCCGUCCCGUUGACCAGCUCGUUUACGAGUGCAUGUUCCCUCGUCCCAAGAGCAACGACCCUCAGAACUUCCAUGCUCUGCUCCAACGCAACUUGAUUCCAGAGGUUCGUCAGGAAACGCACGCUUUCUACGGCCACCUCGACACCCAGGAAGCCAAGUACCCCGGCCUCGACUACACUCACCACACCCAUCGCAUUCGUCUCUCUCGCUGGCCAUGGCACCGACGACUUUUCCGCGCCUUCGACAGCCUCAAACUUACCGGAGCCGAAAUCGCAGGCUUGACCAAGUGGGAGGGAACAAAAUGGGCCAAGGAGAAGUACGAGAAGGAGCAGGGAUAUGUUAUUCAUGACACCACCGCCGACGAUUUCCCUGACUGGGCCGAUAUCGAACACCUGCCCCGCGCCAACCGAGAUCAGUCCGUUGAGGUGGAAGGCGUUGCUAUUGACGAUUUGUACAACGAAAUGAUGGAGGUCGAGAGCGAGGACGAGCUGGAUAGUGUGGGUGUCGAACUGAACGAGCGCCUCAGGGACGGUGUUGCGAGACGUGACGCCGGAGACACUUCAGCUGUUCUCGACGAGGAAUGGGAGCAGUGGCUAAAGAACGCCAUUGAAUCUGGUGAAAUCAACUACUUGAACGACCACAUCUUUCACGACAGCGACACUGUCCCUGCAGCUCUCUUCCCUCCAGGCUUGCUCAGCACUGCCCGAGCUGGCCAAUGGCAUGAGAUCCCCGAAUCCCUUCACCGCAUCCUCCGCCGCACACUACAGUCAGAGGACCCCAAUCGUCCCCAACAGACGCAGACGCAGACGCCGACGCAGACGCCGAUGCAGACACAGACACAACCACAGACAUCAAGCCUGCGCUCUACAUCCUCCCUGCGGCGCCACCUAAUUGACAACCGGCAGUGGCGUGCGUCAUGGACACGUCGCACCUUUUCAGAUCUCCGUCUGCCUGUUGGCGAUGCUAGUUCAGGACGCGCAGAUAAUUCUAAUGUUUGAAUAUCAAGCUAAGAAGAAAGAAAUGAAACGAAAUUAAAAGACAAAAAUCAAGCAAAAAAAAGCAACUGUUCUUUACGAAUUAUACCCUCUUGGCUU